Messenger RNA from Oncorhynchus masou masou (cherry salmon), 3128 nucleotides. It is a transcript of the gene txndc5, whose product is annotated as thioredoxin domain containing 5. Gene Ontology annotation, molecular function: protein disulfide isomerase activity. Lineage: Eukaryota; Metazoa; Chordata; Actinopteri; Salmoniformes; Salmonidae. The coding region runs from base 110 to 1333 and encodes 407 amino acids. Gene Ontology annotation, biological process: protein folding. The transcript is spliced from 10 exons. The record is from RefSeq and is a predicted model, not a curated record. Gene Ontology annotation, cellular component: endoplasmic reticulum.
AACGCCAGCAACCAUUGUUCAGAGCGUCUCGCUAUGCAUUGGCUCUAUCCAGAUUCCCGAAAAGUCAGCAGUAGGGCUAGGGGCUGUCCAAGUAUUCACCGACGGGAUCAUGGCCUCAUCAGCAAUGAAUUGCACACCUUUUAUGUUGUGUGUUAUUUAUUGUGCGUUACUUUUUGGUAAUAUAUUUUGCAACGCUGAUGUAGAAGAAGAUGAACAUGCCAAGCACACGUAUACGGUGGAUAUGUUCAACGAUGCUGUCCCCACAGCUCCUCACUUUGUCAUGUUCUUCGCCCCAUGGUGUGGUCACUGCCAGAGCCUACAAGGGACAUGGAACGAGAUGGCGGAGAAAUACAACAGCAUGGAGUCGCCGCCCGCCUACGUUGUAAAGGUUGACUGCACUCAGGACGUCAAGUUCUGCUCCAACGUCCAUGGCAUCAGGGGGUACCCCACGUUGAUGCUGUUCAAGCCCGAGCAGGAGGCGAUGAAGUACCAAGGCCCCAGGGACCUGCAGUCUCUGGAGACCUGGAUGCUCAACAAUGUGCAGGAGGAGCCUGUGGAGCCAGAGACUGAGCUGGAGCCUCCCAAAGCUCCAGAGCCAAAGCAGGGCCUGUAUGACCUCACCGCCAGCAACUUCAAGGCCCACAUCUCUAAAGGGUCCCACUUUGUCAAGUUCUUUGCCCCCUGGUGUGGUCACUGCAAGGCCAUGGCCCCCACCUGGGAGCAGCUGGCCACCAGCUUUGAGCACUCAGACAACAUCAAGAUCGGCAAGGUGGACUGUACCCAGCACUACGAGGUGUGCUCUGAGAACGCUGUGCGUGGCUACCCCACCCUGCUCUUCUUCAAGGACGGAGAGAAGGCGGAUCAGUACAGAGGCAAGCGGGACCUGGAAUCUCUGAAGGACUUUGUCAACAACCAGGUUAAGGCUGCGACUAAGGAGGAUGACGUGCACCCAAAUGCUAACGAGAUCCCAGUACCCAGCCCCGAACCUGCCAAAGAGUCUGGCGUUAUUACACUCACAGAGAGCAAUUUUGACGAGACAGUGGCCAAGGGGCUGACGUUCAUCAAGUUCUACGCUCCAUGGUGUGGCCACUGUAAGAAUCUGGCCCCUGCAUGGGAGGACCUGUCCAAGAAGGAGUUCCCUGGCCUGACUGAUGUGAAGAUUGCCAAAGUGGACUGCACAGUGGAAAGGAUGAUCUGCAACAGGUUUUCAGUACGUGGGUACCCCACCCUGCUGCUGUUCAGAGCUGGUGCUCAAGGUGAGGAGCAUCACGGAGGGCGGGACUUGGAGAGCCUGCACAGUUUUGUGAUGAAGCAGGCCCGAGACGAGCUGUAGCAUUGUCCAAACAACAUCCACCAUUACUUCUCUCCUCCACCCAACACAGAAUAUCUGGCCGAUGGGAGGAGUCUUCUCACCCACAACGACCAGCUCUUAUCUCCCAUCGUGUUCCUUUCAGAAAGGAGUAGCAUCAACGCACUGCUUUUUAACCCCCUCUGUAAUGUCUCAUGAGCGAGGCCAGUCUGAUUCUAUAAUAAUCCAGUUUGUGUGAAAUGUGAAUAUAUUUUGUUUGGGCUGCCCAGUCCCCCUGGAGAGCAAUGGCUGACUCUGCAAACCACUUUUUACCAGCGGUACUUAAAUCGGCCAAACCUUAAUGCAUACCGUUAUUGUCAUCCCAACACUUGACAACUCAAGCAGAGUCGUCUUAAAUAGUGCCUGCUGGUUAUAUAAAAAAAACGUUGGAUUAAGCUGACUGAGUUUGUAUAGUUAUAAAAUGUUAAUGCUCAUUUGGUGAUUUAAGAAAAUCAUGUUAACGAACAAUCAUGAGCCGUUGAUGUAAUGUUACUGUUGCACAGGGGUCAAAGCCGCGUGACCUCCAGUGACGUUGACGGUACUUUUUUUCCAUGCCAGUGACGGCCUAACUAACUUAACUCUCAGGGACCCCCAGUUUGAGUUCUUAGCUUAUGCCAUACUGCAAUCUCUUAUUGGCUAUAUUUUUCUGACGAAUUCCCCCAACUGCUUUUUGGCUAUGACAGGAAAGGCUGCAUGAAAGUGUUUCAUGUCAAACUGCCCUUUGUGAGUGAGUGGUCUUCUGUGACAUUGCAAUUGUACUACAAAAAGUCUGAAUGUAAAAGUAUUUUUUUGGUUUUCCAUUUUAGUGCUGUAAGAGGUUCAGUCCCACGAUCCAAUGUCAGGCGCCUCGGGACUGUUUUGGCGUUCUCACUGUUUUAUGAACAAUGAUUGUGAUCGUCUGUUUGGCGCACUCGAGUCAUGCCUUAUGCAUGGAAUGUGCUAUUUUGUCAUGAAAGGAAAACCAUAUGUCAUUAAUCCAUGUUUGAAACAUCCCUCACAAAUGGUUUGAGGGAUUGUGUCCAACAUGGACGACUUAAAAAAAAUUGAACAUUCAGAAUAUUGCAUAGAACAAACGUCUGCUGUAAAUGUAAUAGAUUUUCCAAAGCGGAUGAAUAUUCUGUUGUAUUAAGCCCCAUAUCAGGUCCCAGGGUGUCACUCAAACACCCAGUGAAGCACAACGGUGAUGAGGUCAUUUUACUUUGGGGUUUUUGUUUGGUUUACCUCAGUUGCUUGGGAUGUCAAAAAAACAAAUACCCAAAAUAUAUUAUCCACCCAUAUAUAAUGAUCACUCAUGACUUGUUUAGUCCAUAAAUUACAACGACAAAGUUUAUUUUAUUUUCUCCAUAUAUAGAAUGUCAACCCACAGUGUUAGUGGAUCAGAUUUUUUUUGUGUGUGUGCUAUUCAGGGGCGGUUGAAAUUUAAGUGGUCUGGGAAUGUGUUCGCAUGGAGUUGCUGUGUGAGACAGUUUACAUUCAAUGCUCAAUUAAGGGAAACGAAUGCAUUCAGAGGCUAACCACUUAUUGUCAGUAAAAUCUUUAUGGAUAGUACAUGGUCUAGGCAGACUCCAGUGAAGGAAAGCAGUAUUUUGUUUUUGUGAGUGGGUUGUACACUGCCCAUGAAUUUUGUAAAAAAAAAAAAAAAAAAAAAAAAAAAAAAAAGGCAAGUUGUCACAUGAGAUUUUGUAAUAAAAUGUCUUUUUCCAAAAAUAGUAUUUUUAAUUUGUUUUUCUCUGUAAUAUGGCAUGUGAUUAAGUGGUGCAAUAAAUAAGCUGAAAAUGUA